Messenger RNA from Hibiscus syriacus, 1647 nucleotides. RefSeq names its product DNA-directed RNA polymerase I subunit RPA49-like. Gene Ontology annotation, molecular function: DNA binding. Bases 83 to 1423 code for a protein of 446 amino acids. Gene Ontology annotation, biological process: nucleolar large rRNA transcription by RNA polymerase I; RNA polymerase I preinitiation complex assembly; transcription elongation by RNA polymerase I. The record is from RefSeq and is a predicted model, not a curated record. Gene Ontology annotation, cellular component: RNA polymerase I complex. Lineage: Eukaryota; Viridiplantae; Streptophyta; Magnoliopsida; Malvales; Malvaceae. The transcript is spliced from 4 exons.
UUCUUUGUCCUUAUUUUCUCUCCACAGCCGAAAUCUUCUCAUCUCUCUUGAGCAUUCAAAGGAGGUGUUUCCUUACUAGGCGAUGACCAUGAAGGAUCACGAACAAUCAUUCUCAAGAUCAAGAACAAAGAAGUCCAAGAAGAGGAGCAGAGAAGAUGAUAUCCAUGAGCCAAUGGGACCAGUAAAACAGAGUCCUGGAACAAAACAUGAGAAUUUGCAAGUAAAAAUCCAGCUUUAUCAAGAGCAGACAAACAAGAUUCCACCUUUACUUGCCUAUUUCCCAUCAGGUUAUAAUCCUUGCAAAACCCACCAAGAGGAGGAAGAAGGAGCCAACACACCCAAGGUCAGGGUUUUUAGACACACGGCUCAGAGGAAGGGUAAUAGGCUUCAGGUUGUGGUUAGCCCUGGUGGGUCGAAUGUGGAUUUUGUGGGAUCGAGUUAUUCAGGUGAAGCCGCUGCUGCUCAAGUUUGCAGGUACUCACUUGGUGUUCUUGAUAAGGAAGCCGGGACCCUCAAAAUUAUUCCUAUUGCUACUAAUAAGAUAUUUAGGAUGGAACCAAGAGUUCGAACCUCGGAGACUGCUAAUGAAGAUGCUUCAGUUUCGGCGAAGAGUGAACUUACUACCUAUAAAAAGGACAGGCUCGACAAGCUGGGAGAACUUACUGCACUUUAUGGAACAAAGAAGGAUAGAAAGAAGCGGAAGGAUUUUAUUGAUUUGAAGAAGGAAGCCGAUCCUGCAUCCCAAAAAGAACUAGAGAAGAAGAUUGGGGAAGUAGCGUUUGACAAGGAAGCUUUGGCAAACACCACCGCCAUUAUUGCUCGUAAUAUCCCCCCACAUGACGUUUCUGCUAUUACGCCCCCAGAAGCUUAUCCACUAGACAAGAUUAUUCUCAAGGGAGACUGGGAUUUUCUUGGGGAUAUUCAUAAUCUUUUGCAAGUGGGGGAAGAAGUUGCUAGCAACGCUUAUCCACAUUUUGUUUGCAAUAGAAUUCGAAAAUUGGAAGCCACUCAGGAUGACACACAGAAGUGGAAACUGUCGUGCGUGUUUUCGUAUAUUACCCAUCUUGUGAAGUUCAGGGAUCAGUUCUCCAUGGGACAGGCUUCAGCAAAGAACCAUAAUAUCCCGAGCAUCAUACGGCACAGAUUUUUUAACAUGUUUACUGAUCCAGGUUCAAAAAUACUAGCCAGUGACAAAAUCGAUCUUCUGAUUGGUUAUGUCUUGGUUCUCACUUUACAUGCUGAUGGAUUCCGAACUGACCCAACGGAUAUAGCAAAGGAUCUAAGAAUCAGUAAAGUAGAUUUGAGACGUCACUUUUUGAAUUUGGGUUGCAUACUUGGGCAUCAGAACAGCGUAUUGUAUGCAACACUUCCUGUUCCUCUAACAUUUCCUUCAGAGAAUUUCAGGAAGAAGCGGAGACAGUAGAUGGAUCGACCAUUGCAGAUGUUACUGUACUCCUUGACAUCAAAUGGAGGUGGUUUUAUCUUGGUAAUGUGAUUAUGACUCCAUGACGAAUCUUGAUUUAUCGAUGUUUUCAUUAUUACUUUUAAGGAAGGAUGAUUUAUGGUUGAUUGAUAAGGGGCAUGCAACUGUGUUUUGAUAUUAUAUUAACUUCUCAUCGAGCUAUAUCAGUCCAAGAAUUAGCAUCC